This is a messenger RNA of Dufourea novaeangliae, 1510 nucleotides long. RefSeq names its product LIM and SH3 domain protein Lasp-like. NCBI's taxonomy places the organism in Eukaryota, Metazoa, Arthropoda, Insecta, Hymenoptera, Halictidae. The transcript is spliced from 4 exons. Bases 23 to 793 code for a protein of 256 amino acids. The record is from RefSeq and is a predicted model, not a curated record. Gene Ontology annotation, cellular component: focal adhesion. Gene Ontology annotation, molecular function: actin filament binding.
ACCAAAGGCGAAAGCCACCACAAUGGCGGAGACGCCCGAACUGAAGCGUAUCGCGGAGAACACGAAGAUCCAGAGCAACGUCAAGUACCACGCGGAGUUCGAGAAGGCGAAGGGUAAGUUCACCCAGGUGGCGGACGACCCGGAGACACUGAGGAUCAAGCAGAACAGCAAGAUCAUCUCGAACGUCGCGUACCACGGCGAGCUCCAGAAGAAGGCGAUCAUGGAGCAGAAAAGGACGAUGACCGGCGAGAAUGGCGAACAAAUUGAGUACGUAGAGUUUACGGACGGUACGAUCGCGCCAGCAUCGGGCGUGAACGCGAACAAUCCGCAGGCCGCGAGAAGCGCGGGCUCGCCGGUGCAAAGGACACCAGGUAGGAUCGCCGAUUACGAUCCCCUUAGCGAGGCAAGACCCAGCCCCUAUUCCGCCAGACAAGCGGCCACCACUGUGAUUUAUACGAGCGACAAGGGACCAGUGACGAAUCCACCUACCAGAAAGAUCGGCUCGGUUGCGGACAUAGACCCUGUGAACGAGUAUUACGGAUCGCUGACGCCCGCCACGAAUAACAACCACGUUCCACAACAUCAACCGCCGCCACCUCCACCCACUCAAGGGAGAGUAUACAGAGCGAUGUACGACUACGAGGCCCAGGAUCUCGACGAAGUGAGCUUCUGCGACGGCGAUCUGAUCGUGAACUGCACGGCCAUCGACGAGGGCUGGAUGACCGGUCUGGUACAGCGUACAGGCCUGCACGGCAUGCUGCCCGCGAACUACGUCGAGCCGGCUCAGAUUUAACGAACAAAAAAAAAAGAAAAGAACAAAAGAAAAGAAGAAAAAAGCUUUCUUCGCGUGUUACGUGUCCUCGUCGUCUUCGUUUCCACCCUUCCCUGCGGUGGUCAAGGGCACUCGAUUAAAACAGAAAAAAAAAAAAUGGCAAAAGCAAAUGACAAAAGUGGCGCGGACCUGCAGAGACGGACAGUGAACGACGGAUCGGAGAGGGUUUAAAAUCGUCGUGAAAAAGCUCUCUGGGAAAGGAAGAAACAGCGAAGGAAGCGUCCUUUUUUUUUUUUUUCUAAACGACCGAUCUUCUUUCCUGUUGCUCGACGUUGUUCUUUUGAACCUUCGAUAACCACUACGAAGUGCGUGGAAUGAUCGUAAAUACGUCGUCUCGAGGAGGCACGACAAAGAUCUCUCGGUUUUCGCGUCGAGUAGAGAUGUAAGAGCAAGAGAGAUCGGAUAUACAAAAGAAAUAGUCCGAGACUAGCCGCGUGUCGCUGUGCGUUGUUUUCGAUCGAAUCGUCGAGCCUCCUUCUCUUCGACUGGGCACAACGACGAACUUGAAACGGGAUCGAAAACUGUUUUCCGCGCUACGGAAUUGUGUUUACGAGCGAAAUCAAUUCACAGGUCGAUCAAAUCGUUCCCUUGUAUGGUACACUCCGGUAGCCGAGUGCCUGUAUCGUUUUUUCUUUUUUUUUUUUUUUGCAUUUAAGUCAGCGGAGACUACGAAGUAAU